This is a messenger RNA of Lemur catta (Ring-tailed lemur), 5818 nucleotides long. RefSeq names its product integrin subunit beta 4 (gene ITGB4). The coding region runs from base 103 to 5523 and encodes 1806 amino acids. Gene Ontology annotation, molecular function: integrin binding. The transcript has 40 exons. Gene Ontology annotation, cellular component: membrane; focal adhesion; integrin complex. Gene Ontology annotation, biological process: cell migration; cell communication; integrin-mediated signaling pathway. The record is from RefSeq and is a predicted model, not a curated record. Lineage: Eukaryota; Metazoa; Chordata; Mammalia; Primates; Lemuridae.
CCGCCCUCGGACCGGCCCGCUGGCCCGCGCGCCCGCAGCCCGACCGACCGCGAGCCGCGAGCCCCGGCGCGGGGGCGCCCGUCCGCGCAGAGGAGGAAGAGGAUGGCAGGGCCACAUCCCAGCCCGUGGACCAGGCUGCUACUGGCAGCCCUGCUGAGCACCAGCCUCCCUGGGGCCAUGGCCAACCGCUGCAAGAAGGCUCAGGUGAAGAGCUGCACUGAGUGCGUGCGCGUGGACAAGGACUGCGCCUACUGCACGGACGAGAUGUUCAAGGACCGGCGCUGCAACACCCAGGCAGAGCUGCUAGCCGCGGGCUGCCGGCGGGAGAGCGUGGUGGUCAUGGAGAGCAGCUUCCAGAUCUUGGAGGAGUCCCAGAUCGACGUCAACCUGCAGCGCAGCCAGGUGUCCCCCCAGAGCCUGCGGGUCCGCCUGCGGCCGGGCGAGGAGCAGCACUUCGAGCUGGAGGUGUUCGAGCCCAAGGAGAGCCCUGUGGACCUGUACAUCCUCAUGGACUUCUCCAACUCCAUGUCCGACGAUCUGGACAACCUCAAGCAGAUGGGGCAGAACCUGGCCCGGGUCCUGAGCGAUCUCACCCGUGACUACACUAUUGGAUUUGGCAAGUUUGUGGACAAAGUCACCGUCCCUCAGACGGACAUGAGGCCUGAGAAGCUGAAGGAGCCCUGGCCCAACAGCGACCCCCCCUUCUCCUUCAAGAACGUCAUCAGCCUGACGGAGGACGUGGAGGAGUUCCGGAACAAGCUGCAGGGAGAGCGCAUCUCGGGCAACCUAGAUGCUCCUGAGGGCGGCUUCGACGCCAUCCUGCAGACGGCUGUGUGCACGAGUGCCAUCGGCUGGCGCCCCGACAGCACCCACCUGCUGGUCUUCUCCACCGAGUCGGCCUUCCACUACGAGGCUGACGGCGCCAACGUGCUGGCUGGCAUCAUGAGCCGCAACGACGAGAGGUGCCACCUGGACGCCACGGGCACCUACACCCAGUACAAGACGCAGGACUACCCGUCGGUGCCCACCCUGGUGCGCGUGCUUGCCAAGCACAACAUCAUCCCCAUCUUCGCCGUCACCAACUACUCCUACAGCUACUACGAGAAGCUGCACACGUACUUCCCCGUCUCCUCGCUGGGGGUGUUGCAGGAGGACUCAUCCAACAUCGUGGAGCUGCUGGAGGCGGCCUUCGAGCGCAUUCGCUCCAACCUGGACAUUCGGGCCCUGGACAGCCCCCGAGGCCUGCGGACAGAGGUCACCUCCAAGAUGUUCGAAAAGACAAAGACGGGGUCCUUUCACAUUCAGCGGGGGAGAGUGGGCACAUACCAAGUGCACCUUCGGGCCAUCGAAGAUGUGGAUGGGACACAUGUGUGCCAGCUGCCAAUGGAGGACCAGAAGGGCAACAUCCACCUGAAACCUUCCUUCUCCGAUGGCCUCAGGAUGGACGUGGGCAUCAUCUGUGACGUGUGCGCCUGCGAGCUGCAAAAAGAGGUGCAGUCGGCUCGCUGCAACUUCAAGGGGGACUUCACGUGCGGACACUGUGUGUGCAGUGAGGGCUGGAGCGGCAAGACCUGCAACUGCUCCACGGGCUUGCUGAGCGACAUGCAGCCCUGCCUGCGGGAGGACGAGGACAAGCCGUGCUCAGGCCGAGGGGAGUGCCAGUGCGGGCACUGUGUGUGCUACGGCGAAGGCCGCUACGAGGGCCAGUUCUGCGAGUACGACAACUACCAGUGUCCCCGCACCUCCGGCUUCCUCUGCAAUGACCGGGGACGCUGCUCCAUGGGCCAGUGUGUGUGUGAGCCUGGUUGGACAGGACCAAGCUGUGACUGUCCCCUCAGCAAUGCCACCUGCAUCGACAGCAAUGGGGGCAUCUGUAAUGGGCGUGGCCACUGUGAGUGUGGCCGCUGCCACUGCAACCAGCAGUCACUGUACACGGACACCACCUGCGAGAUCAACUACUCGGCGAUCCGCCUGGGCCUCUGCGAGGACCUGCGCUCCUGUGUGCAGUGCCAGGCCUGGGGCACCGGGGAGAAGAAGGGGCGCACGUGCCAGGAGUGCAGCUUCAAGGUCAAGAUGGUGGAUGAGCUUAAGAAAGCGGAGGAGGUGGUGGAGUACUGCUCCUUCCGGGACGAGGACGACGACUGCACCUACAGCUACACCGUGGAGGGCGACGGCACCCCCGGGCCCAACAGCACCGUCCUGGUGCACAGGAAGAAGGACUGUCCUCCCAGCUCCUUCUGGUGGCUCAUCCCCCUGCUCCUCUUCCUCCUGCUGCUCCUGGCCCUGCUGCUGCUGCUCUGCUGGAAGUACUGUGCCUGCUGCAAGGCCUGCCUGGCACUUCUCCCUUGCUGCAACCGAGGCCACAUGGUGGGCUUUAAGGAGGACCACUACAUGCUGCGGGAGAACCUGAUGGCCUCCGACCACCUGGACACGCCCAUGCUGCGCAGCGGGAACCUCAAGGGGCGUGACACCGUGCGCUGGAAGAUCACCAACAACGUGCAGCGGCCUGGCUUUGCCACCCAUGCCGCCAGCACCAACCCCACGGAGCUGGUGCCCUACGGGCUGUCCCUGCGCCUUGCCCGUCUCUGCACUGAGAACCUGAUGAAGCCCAGCACUCGAGAAUGCGGCCAGCUGCGCCAGGAGGUGGAGGAGAACCUGAACGAGGUGUACAGACAGAUCGCGGGUGCACACAAGCUCCAGCAGACCAAGUUCCGGCAGCAGCCCAACGCCGGGAAGAAGCAAGACCACACCAUUGUGGACACGGUGCUGACGGCGCCCCGCUCGGCCAAGCAGGCCCUGCUGAAGCUCACGGAGAAGCAGGUGGAACAGGGGGCCUUCCACGAGCUCAAGGUGGCGCCCGGCUACUACACCCUCACCGCGGACCAGGAUGCCCGGGGCAUGGUGGAGUUCCAGGAGGGUGUGGAGCUGGUGGACGUGCGUGUGCCCCUCUUCAUCCGGCCCGAGGACGACGACGAGAAGCAGCUGCUGGUGGAGGCCAUCGACGUGCCUGUGGGCACCGCCACCCUCGGCCGCCGCCUGGUGAACAUCACCAUCAUCAAAGAGCAAGCCAGCGGGGUGGUGUUCUUUGAGCAGCCUGAGUACUCCGUCAGCCGCGGGGAGCAAGUGGCCCGCAUCCCCGUGGUCCGCCGCAUCCUGGACAGCGGCAAGUCCCAGGUCUCCUACCGCACGCAGGACAACACGGCGCAGGGCAACAGGGACUACAUCCCCGCGGAGGGCGAGCUGCUGUUCCACCCAGGUGAGACCUGGAAGGAGCUGCAGGUGAAGCUCCUGGAGCUGCAGGAGGUCGACUCCCUCCUGCGGGGCCGCCAGACCUGCCGCUUCCACAUCCAACUCAGCAACCCCAAGUUUGGGGCCCGCCUGGGCCAGCCCCACUCGGCCACCGUCAUCAUCGGGGACCGGGACAGAGAUGAACUGGACCGGAACUUGGUGAUCCCCACCGGGUCAUCACCACCAUCCUCCCACGGCAACCUGGGUGCCCCACAGAACCCCAAUGCCAAGGCCGCUGGGUCCCGGAAGAUCCAUUUCAACUGGCUGCCCCCUCCUGGCAAGCCGAUGGGGUACAGGGUGAAGUACUGGAUCCAGGGUGACUCCGAGUCAGAAGCCCACCUGCUCGACAGCAAGGUACCCUCGGUGGAGCUCACCAACCUGUACCCACACUGUGACUAUGAGAUGAAGGUGUGUGCCUACGGGGCACAAGGCGAGGGUCCCUACAGCUCCCUGGUGUCCUGCCGUACCCACCAGGAAGUCCCCAGUGAGCCAGGGCGGCUGGCCUUCAACGUCGUCUCCUCCACGGUGACCCAGGUGAGCUGGGCUGAGCCGGCUGAGACCAACGGUGAGAUCACAGCCUACGAGGUCUGCUACGGCCUGGUCAAUGAGGACAACCGACCCAUUGGGCCAAUGAAGAAGGUGCUGGUUGACAACCCCAAGAACCGGAUGCUGCUCAUCGAAAACCUUCGGGAGUCCCAGCCGUACCGCUACACGGUCAAGGCGAGAAAUGGGGCUGGCUGGGGGCCCGAGCGGGAGGCCAUCAUCAACCUGGCCACCCAGCCCAAGCGGCCCAUGUCCAUCCCCAUCAUCCCCGACAUCCCCAUUGUGGACGCCCAGGGUGGGGAGGACUACGAGAGCUUCCUCAUGUACAGCGAUGACGUCCUGCGCUCCCCGUCCGGUAGCCAGAGGCCCAGCGUCUCCGAUGACACUGAGCACCUGGUAAACGGCCGGAUGGACUUUGCCUUCCCGGGUAGCGCCAACUCCCUGCACAGGAUGACGGUGGCCAACGCGGCCUAUGGCACCCACCUGAGCCCACAACUGCCCCACCGAGUGCUGAGCACAUCGUCCACCCUCACACGGGACUACCACUCGCUGACCCGCACAGAGCACUCACACUCGACCAUGCCCAGGGACUACUCCACCCUCACCUCCCUCUCCUCCCACGGCCUCCCUCCCAUCUGGGAACACGGGAGGAGCAGGCUCCCGCUGUCCUGGGCCCUGGGGCCCCGGAGUCGGGCUCAGAUGAAGGGGUCCCCCCACUCCAGGGGCACACGAGAUUCUAUAAUCCUCGUUGGGCAGCCAGCAGCGCCCUCAUGGGGCCCAGACUCUCGGCUGACUUCUGGUGUGCCUGACACCCCCACCCGCCUGGUGUUCUCCGCCCUGGGGCCCACGUCUCUGAAAGUGAGCUGGCAGGAGCCCCAGUGCGAGCGGGCACUGCAGGGCUACAGCGUGGAGUACCAGCUGCUGAGUGGCGGUGAGCUGCACCAGCUCAACAUCCCCAACCCUGGUCAAACCUCAGUGGUGGUGGAAGACCUCCUGCCCAACCACUCCUAUGUGUUCCGCGUGCGGGCCCAGAGCCAGGAGGGCUGGGGCCGAGAGCGCGAGGGGGUCAUCACCAUCGAAUCACAGGUGCACCCGCAGAGCCCACUCUGCCCCCUGCCAGGCUCCGCCUUCACACUGAGCACGCCCAGUGCCCCAGGCCCCCUGGUGUUCACCGCCCUGAGCCCAGACUCACUGCAGCUGAGCUGGGAGCGGCCACGGAGGCCCAAUGGCGACAUCCUCGGCUACCUGGUGACCUGUGAGAUGGCCCAAGGAGGAGGGCCAGCCACCACAUUCCGAGUGGACGGAGACAACCCUGAGAGCCGGCUGACAGUGCCGGGCCUCAGUGAGAACGUGCCUUACAAGUUCAAGGUGCAGGCCAGGACCACCGAGGGCUUUGGGCCAGAGCGUGAGGGCAUCAUCACCAUCGAGUCCCAGGAUGGAGGCCCCUUCCCGCAGCUGGGCAGCCACCCCGGGCUCUUCCAGCACCCACUGCAAGGCGAGUACAGCAGCAUCACCACCACCCACACCAGCACCACCGAGCCCUUCCUAGUGGACGGACUGACCCUGGGGUCCCAGCGCCUGGAGGCAGGUGGUUCCCUCACCCGCCAUGUGACCCAGGAGUUUGUGAGUAGGACGCUAACCACCAGUGGAACACUCAGCACCCAGGUGGACCAACAGUUCUUCCAGACCUGAAUCCCCAGCCCCACCGUAUGCUGGAACCUGGGCCCCGUCCCCACCUCUUUUCCCCGGUGCCGCCUCAGCUACUUCAUCCUUGGACCCCUGGGGGCCCAGCCCCGUCGCAUGCUGAUCCCAGGGCUAGCGCCUCUGGCCACAGAGCAGGAGCAGGUGUCUUCUGGGAGGCAUGAAGCGGACAGAGGUCCCAGAAAGCCCCUCUGGCUGCCCCCACUCUGGGCCUAAACCCAUUUAUAACCAAAGAACCAGGACCAGCGUGACAAGGACAAGCAUUUAAUAAAAUAUUUUGCUACUG